Pseudogymnoascus verrucosus is the source of this 1037-nucleotide messenger RNA. It is a transcript of the gene CYP3, whose product is annotated as Peptidyl-prolyl cis-trans isomerase H. Gene Ontology annotation, biological process: protein peptidyl-prolyl isomerization. The transcript is spliced from 2 exons. Gene Ontology annotation, molecular function: peptidyl-prolyl cis-trans isomerase activity. NCBI's taxonomy places the organism in Eukaryota, Fungi, Ascomycota, Leotiomycetes, Thelebolales, Thelebolaceae. The record is from RefSeq and is a predicted model, not a curated record. The coding region runs from base 528 to 1037 and encodes 169 amino acids.
CAGCCGUCUGCUGGCAAACACCACAAAUCCAGCCCAGUCCAGCCAACGACCCAGCCAAGCCCAUUCAGUCCAAAAACAAAUACCCCACCGACGCCACGGACGACCCUGAUCCCCACCAAGCUGAAAAAAAAACCAGAGUGACAGCGCAGCAUCGCCCAGGCUGAAAAAAAAGCGCCUCUUGAACCCACUGUGCACGUACCUGUACUUAGGCGGCGUCAUAUAGUCACGAGACGGGAAAAGAAGGCUGAGAAGGGUAGGGAAGAGACAGGGGGAAGAAGACUACGAGGACACUACGCACGGGCAAGAAGGAUAAAGACAAGGGGGUUAUUGUGGAGUCACGGGUUUUUGGAGAUUUGAGAUCCGGAGGGAUAUUUUUUGUGGGGUCAGAGAGAGAGAGAGGUCGCGCAGAAGUCACGGGUUUUUUGAGGAUAUCGAGAACGGAGAAACAGAGGUUGAAGCAUCGUCACGAGACGAGACUUGUUACUAUCAAACCAUCACCCACGAUACACACCCCAACCCCAGCAAAAAUGCCUACAGUCCUCCCACCCUCAGGCAACCCGCUCGUCUUCCUCGACAUAACAAUAGGCGGACAACCCCUAACCCGCCUCCCCCUCGAGCUCUACCCCACCCCCACCUCCCCCCCCUUCCAUCUCCAAUGCGUCUCCGCCCCCCCCGGCUACAAAAACAGCCGCAUCACGCGCAUCAUGCCCGGCAUCGGGAUCUACGGCGGUUCCGACUCUGCCGCCCCUGCCCACGCACCUCAGCAGUUCGCUGGGCCAGGGACGACGGGGAGAGUUCUGGAAGAAGGGGAGUUGGCGUGGGCGGGUGCGGGGGGGCCGGGAGGGGGGAGAGGAGGGGGGGGAGAGGGGAAUGCGUAUGUGAUUUCGUUGGGGGGGGCGAGGGGGGAGCCGAUUGGGAGGGUGUUUGGGGAGGGGGGGUUGGAGGGGUUGAGGAUGUUGGGGAGGACGGGGGUGGGGAGGAGGGGGGAGGGGGUGCCGGAUUUGGAGGUUGGGGUUGCGAUGUGUGGGGAGCUUUAG